Messenger RNA from Pyrenophora tritici-repentis Pt-1C-BFP, 4653 nucleotides. RefSeq names its product rho guanyl nucleotide exchange factor. The record is from RefSeq and is a predicted model, not a curated record. Gene Ontology annotation, cellular component: cytoplasm. Gene Ontology annotation, molecular function: guanyl-nucleotide exchange factor activity. NCBI's taxonomy places the organism in Eukaryota, Fungi, Ascomycota, Dothideomycetes, Pleosporales, Pleosporaceae.
AUGGUGGUAAUCAACCCCGAGCCCGCUGCUCUGUCCGCAGAGGACCUGUCGCUCUUCUACACUACAGACGAGCUGCUGCACAACUCGCCCGUCCUCAUCUUCUAUGGCCCCACAGCGACUUCGACGCAGGCGACGCACUCGCGCAUCCAGGCCCAUGUCUUCACUCCCGCCGGCCUCCAGAACUACGCCCGCCUGAUCAUAUCGCCCACGGCCACCUUCUACAACGCCGUCACAUGUCUCCCUCGUGAAGAGCAGGGCGACGAGAUAUGUCGUGGCCUCGCCUUUAGCCUGUACAAGUACUUCCUCGAGCUGCCACCGGAAAUAAAGGCUGCUUGGGAGAAGCGCUAUGGGCCGCCAGAUAACCUGCCCUCAGCCCCCAGGCUAUUCUCCGAGUCGCAUGCUGCCAUUGUGGCUGCCAAGAUGGUCAAGGUCGAGAAUGUCGCAGAUGUUAUAGUGGACGUGCGCCAUGCGCUGGGCGAGCAGACGCUGUCCUGGAUAGACCUGGACGUAGUCUUACCCCAGGGAAGUAUCAAAAAGCUGGAAUCCCGAGAGUCGGCCCAAUUCGACGAAGACAUUGAAGAGGACCUGACCCAGCAGCGAUAUGGUCAGUAUGCGCCCAUCAUCAAAUUGUUUGGAGAGGCUGCCUUCCUCCCAACAUCCAAACUCCGACGCGCACCAUCGAAACCGACCGCCCUCAACCGAUCACAGUCCUUCUCUAGGAAGCAGAAGGAGACUCUUCGACGGGAGAUGUGUGAGCUGCUGGAUACCGAGGAAAAUUACGUCUCCAAGCUGCACGAGUUGGUUCACACUGUCGCAGUCGAGUUUCGCGAGAAGGCGAGGAGCAAGUCAACUUCAAGUUCAAGCCCAACAGAGCAGGCACUGCGAGGACUUUUUCCACCUAGUCUCGACAACAUCUUGGACAUCAAUACAAGGUUCUUGGAUGCUCUUCGUAUCAUAUUGGAAGAGUCGGAGAAUGGAGCCAUUGAGGACAUUGAAUCAGCCACAGACGACGUCUACAUUGCACCAUUGCGUGGACAAAAGAAUCCACCAGAUGCUACUGGAGCUGCCGCAGUCGCAAAAGCCCUUGUUGAGUGGCUGCCACAGUUUGCCGACAGUUAUACCGAUUACAUGGCUGCCCACGGAGACUUUUCACAGCUGUUGAAGCUCUUCACCAAGGAUACAGCCUCGAGUUUCUCCAAGCGCGUAUACGAAACGGGCGAGCAGCGACUCAUGUCUAUGUUGAUUGAGCCUGUUCAACGCCUGCCACGCUACAACCUCUACAUCGACAACAUUAUCAAACAACUACCUGCUAGACAUCCCGCAAUCAGGCUUUUCCUCAAGGCGAGGGACAUUGUGACCGAUAUUUGCACAAGAGAAGGUCCCACGGCCCAGCAGAUCAGAGUGCUCGACCGCUUACGGAAAAUGGUCUCUUCCUGGCCGUCUACAGUCAAUCCUCAAGGACGACUCAUUACAGCCAUCGACUGCGUGGAGCUGUCUCCGCCAUACCAUGGAGAGUUAUCGGGGCCUGCCACCUUCCCUGGCAUCAUGGUCCUGUUCACGGAUUUCCUCGUGCUUCUCCACAAGUCAGAGGACGGCUCCACUAACGCGCGCGGCUUGCUUAACGAUUUGAACAACCCAAAGUUCGUCGAAUCGUUUGAUGGUACUACUGAGCUCUUUUUUCAUCAACACUUGAGUCUCAGCGACGUCUUUGUGACUGAGCACGCUGAGGGAAACAUCCUUCAACUCAUAUCUCCGAUGCCACCGCCUAACCAAGCGGAACGACCCCGAAGCCGAGACCGACGACAGCUUGGAAUUCGCAUGUACUAUCUACAGGGUAUAUAUGAAGGCAAGGGACAGAAGGUCGUUGAGGAACUCACAAAAGCCCGCGUCGAAGGCCGUUUCUCCGAGGCAGAACGAGAGAGUGUCAAAUGGGAAGUUCGGAACCUGCCCGGUGACCUGAGCUUCUUUUCGUCUGUUACAGAAGAGACCGGUGGUCGGCCAGUCGAAGGCAGGAGAGACCCCGCCAAAGUUCAGAUCCUUGUGGAAGGAGGAGAGUUUUCGCGGCCCAUUCAAGUUGGCGACAAUGGCAUCGAGGUGACUGUCACUAUUACCAGCUUGGGAGAUGGGUUCUUCUUGCUCGACACAGUCGGUGCCCGUGGAUAUGCGGCACGCGACAAGUUGACUAGUAUCGAGUUCUUGCCCGUUCUGACGAAGCGUUUGGCAAACUACUUCCAGCUGCGCAACAGCUUGAAAAACCACACGUUAGCUGAUGCAUACCUUCUCCGCAACAAGCAGAUUCUCAAGUCACUUGCCCUGGAGAUGUAUGAAGCGGAGCAACAAACAGGUAGUAAGAGCCGUCCGCACUCUCCAGUGAAGAUGCUGUCAAGUUUCUUCAAUGGCAGUGUGGGUAGAGAAGGCGGUGGCUCCCGCAGACUACAGCGUAACGCUCAUACUCUCAAUGACAUACCGCGCAUGGCGCCACCCAUGUCUCCUGCACCUAGCCGCACUUAUAGCCACGAUGGUGAGGCGGCACGGCCUGACUCCUCUGGUACCAACAAGAGUCUUACCUUCAAUGCUGUCGCAUUGACUGAUGGCAUUCCGAAGCUUGAAGAAACAUUGGCGAACCUGAUCCUGGCACUACAUGCUCGCAAAGGUAACAUUGUCGGACGCUCUGUCCGUGCCAGAACCGUCGCAGACGAACUUGUCGUCAACGAGCUCUACAAUACUCUGCUCGAGAAUCCUGCCAAUCUCGACCUUGCUGGACAAUCAUCUGUAGACGUUCUUUUUGCAGUUUUUGAAAAAUUCCUGAGCGUUGGCUGGAAGGAGCGCAUGGGUCCUGUGCUAUCUCAUGCCACGCUGGUCUCGUUGCAAAUGCGAUCAGACAGCAUGCACCCCGAAGACUUUGAGGAGUUCUUCAGGAACACAUUCGAUCAAAUUGCGCCGCCGAACCAACGGGCCUUCCGAGCGAUCAUCGACUUGCUAGCCGAGCUGUUGGAAGGCACCAGUAACGACGGAGAUCGAGGCAUUCUCACUGCAGCUUUUGCAGAGAUGCUAGUGCCUGCCGGCAACGCAAACGACUUCAUCUCGCUCAUGGACCGCUUGGUGCAAGACCUUGAUGCCCUAUUUCCACCUUUGGCCACUGGUCUCAACACGCCCAAUUACGGCUCCAUGGAUUCAAAGAGUCGGUCUUUAGCGGCUGGUUCAUUGAAUGCCAACAACUCACUCAGGAGACGUUUUGGAUUUAGCACCCUAUCACGAGAGAAUAGCAAGUCGGAGAACGAGUCCAAGGUAGGCUCACUCUGGCGCUCGCUGAGCAAAAACAACCACCCCGAAUUCCCGCCAGGCAGCCUUUCGAAAGCCAACCCCGGAUCACUUGGUCGUUCCAACUCGACGGACGCUGCUGCCCGCCUCUCACCAAAGCGCCCGUCCUCUCGCGAUCGUCCAACUGUGCUCGGCGCCUUCGCUUUCGAAAACGGAAAUGCCAACGGGCGGCCUUAUGUGGGCAGUGGUGGUGCUCUUGGCACAAUUGGAGAGGUACCUCCCACUGUUGGGCCUCCCCGCAAGAAGCGCCGGUCUUCUUUGAGCGACCUCAAAACAUUGCAGGAUGCUGACGAUGAGCCCGCGUGGUCACCACAGACUCCUCGUAAAACCGAAACCGCACUUCGCCACGAGCAUCGCCAGAUUGGUGAAUCGCCCCUAACUCCUUCGAACACUACACCAACGCUACCAAAGCAGUCUUCGUCAAUACCAACGCCCGCCCGACUCGGAUCGCCAGUACGAAUAGAGAAGAAGGAGAACUCGUCGAGCACGGGCCCAGGGCCAGAUCGACCAGGGCACACGCGGCCAAAGUCGAUUUCGGUGAAGCCAGACUCCAAGGAUGAAGUCAUCAUCAGAUCGCAGAGUCCAACGAAGAAGCGAAGCGAGACUAUUUCAAGUAUUCCCAGUCUGAGACCCACAACUAGGGAUGGUUUACAUGAGCGAACUGGAUCUGGCAAUGCCGUUAAGCUGCCGCCUUCAACACCACGCUCCCCGACUAAAUCAAGUACAAUCUCGGGCUCUCCCAAGAAGCUGAGGAUGCAAUCGCCGCAGAAGUUGCGUGAGCGCCUGCAGACGCAGCAACGAGACAUCGACACGGCUUCGCAAGCGCUACAAAGCGAAUUAAGUGCAAUCGGCCAGGAAUUGAUUGGCAAAACAACUCCUCGCUUGACGCCUCAGAACUCUGCCCCUUCGCUAUCUAGUGCGACGAGCUCGAAGACACCUGAAUCUCGCAUGGCUCAUCUGGAGAAGACACUCAAGUCGACGCUUGAAGCGCUGUCAACGCUGUCAACACGUACAUCGGCCAUAUCAACGGAUAUCAGCAUGUCACUACAGGUGUCGGAGGCACGGUGCAAGCACUUGGACCAGUUGUAUCGCGACGUGAAUGCUGAGAAUGAGGCAUUGUAUGCUCGGUUCAACGAAGAACUCGAGAGGGUGACGAGCAAUACUCGCAAGGGCAGAGCCAGCGAAGAGGUCGAACGUCGGUUGAAGUCGAGCGAAGAAGAGGCAGCGCGACUUAGGAAGGAGAAUGCACGACUGAAGAGGGAGGUCGCUGGAUUGAAGGCGCAGAUUAGGGAGCGUGAGUUGGACGUUGACGAGCUUCUGCAGUUUGUGUGA